CGUGUGGAUCUCGUUGACACUCCCAUCACUGUUCUUCGUCUCCCUUCCUCCAAACAUGUUCCACCAAAUCUCACCUCCUUCAAUGUUCACUCCAAACUCCCCACUCCCCUCUCUUCCUCACCAACAUCCAUGCCUCUUCUGAUCAGAUCCUCCUACAUCUCUCAACUCCACCUUACAAACUCAAAACCAUCAUCUUCCCCCAAUCAAAUCCCCUCAAAAUCACUCUCCUUCUCCUCAUUCAACCACAACCCACUAAUUAAUUUAGUCUACAAAAUCAACCCAACAAUGCAAAAUCUCACCUUUCCUUCGUCAACGACCGUUAAAAGCUCCUUGAUCGAACCAGACGGUGGGGAGCUAGUGGAACUCUUCGUUCCAAAGUCAGAGAUCGAUCUGAAGAAGGCAGAAGCAGAUUCAAUGCCGAAAGUUAACUUAACGAAGAUAGAUCUUGAAUGGGUACACGUGAUCAGCGAAGGCUGGGCUAGUCCUUUAAAAGGGUUCAUGAGAGAAGACGAGUAUCUCCAGUCUCUUCAUUUCAACUCUCUAAGGCUUAAAGAUGGGACUUUUGUCAACAUGUCUCUUCCUAUUGUUCUUGCAAUCGAUGAUCAGACCAAAGAACAGAUUGGUGUGUCUAAAAACGUUGCUCUUGUUACCCCUCAAGGAGACAUCAUCGCCUCUCUCCGCAGUGUGGAGAUAUACAAACACAACAAGGAAGAGAGGAUUGCGAGGACAUGGGGAACUACUUCUCCAGGGUUACCUUAUGUGGAAGAACACAUUGCUCCGUCUGGAGAAUGGUUGAUAGGUGGAGAUUUAGAAGUUUUCGAGGCGAUUAAGUAUAAUGAUGGGCUUGAUCAUUACAGGCUGUCUCCUAAACAGCUUAGGAAAGAGUUUGAUAAUCGUAAAGCGGAUGCUGUUUUUGCGUUCCAGUUGAGGAACCCUGUGCAUAAUGGACAUGCCUUGUUGAUGAAUGAUACGAGAAAGAGGCUUUUGGAGAUGGGUUAUAAGAAUCCUGUUCUGUUGCUUCAUCCUUUGGGAGGUUUUACUAAGGCUGAUGAUGUUCCUCUUGAUGUUAGAAUGGAACAACAUAGUAAGGUUCUAGAAGAUGGAGUUCUUGACCCGGAGACUACUAUUGUCUCGAUAUUUCCAUCACCUAUGCACUAUGCUGGUCCAACGGAAGUUCAGUGGCACGCCAAGGCUAGAAUCAAUGCAGGUGCUAAUUUUUAUAUCGUAGGUCGUGAUCCUGCGGGGAUGGGACAUCCUACUGAGAAGAGAGAUCUUUAUGAUCCUGAUCAUGGGAAGAAAGUCUUGAGCAUGGCUCCUGGACUUGAGAAACUUAAUAUUCUUCCGUUUAAGGUUGCAGCUUAUGAUACAGUUGAGAAGAAGAUGGCGUUUUUCGAUCCCACUCGUGCAAAAGAGUUUCUUUUCAUUUCUGGAACAAAGAUGCGAACAUAUGCAAGAACUGGAGAGAGUCCUCCAGAUGGGUUUAUGUGUCCGAGUGGAUGGAAUGUUCUUGUCAAAUACUAUGAGAGCUUGCAAGAAAGUGAUGAAUCAUCAAAACAACAAACCGUUGUUUCAGCCUAAUGAAUCAGGUCUUUCAGGAUUGAACUGUCCGUGAUGACUGGCUUUUGUUGCACCGUUCAUUGUAAUGGUUACAUGUUUUUGUCUUGUGCAAAGUCGCAAAUGUUUUCAAAACUCUGAUACCAAAUAAUGUUCUUGCUGAGCAAGGACAAGAUGUUAACUAUGGUUCAAUAAUAUUUCUCCGUUUUGUCA
This is a messenger RNA of Eruca vesicaria subsp. sativa (arugula), 1767 nucleotides long. NCBI's taxonomy places the organism in Eukaryota, Viridiplantae, Streptophyta, Magnoliopsida, Brassicales, Brassicaceae. The record is from the annotation of a GenBank genome assembly.